AUGGGUUACAUUGGCAUAUCGCUCAUCGUCGCUUCGGUCGUUUGGGUCAUGGUUCGCCCGCCAUCAUGGAUGCCAGAGCCGCUACAGGUUCUUUUGCGCUGGAGAGGCGAUGGACGUCCCGCUGUUGCAGCUAAGGAUGAGGCUGAGGGUGAUUCUGAUCCCGGACCCCGUAUCAUGGUGUCGGAUCACGAGGUGGAACCGGGCCCUCGACUCCGGGCUCGUCCGGCCGAUAACCGUACCACUCAAGACAGCGAUCAAGGAAAGGCUACCACUACAGCGACCAGUACCACGUCUUCGUCGAAGCCUGCGAAAAGCGAUGCUUUGUCUAUGCCGCCGCCUCCCCUGCCAAAGGUUGCGCCCCCACCACCGACCAUCGCCGAACCAGAGGAACAGACAACUCCCAAGGCUGUCGCAUCCAACCCUCCAUCUAUCACCGUCCCAAGUUUCAGCCUUGAUAAUGCUCCUAUUGCGCCUAGUUCCCACCCCGCUCCGCGCAGAGACCCCACAGCGCCGGGUCCCGCUCCCGCUCUCGGCCUUCCUAAUGCGAACCAGUCCUCUAUGAUGCCUCCGCCUCCCGCUCCGGGACGUCUUCCUCCUCCGACUUCCACCGCAAACCCUCCAUCCGGUCGCCUGCCUACACUAUCCCAGUUCCCCGCUGUCAACUCGCCGCAACGAGCUCGUGGUCCUGUCCCAAACCGAGGUCCUCCAUCAUCUGGUGGUCUUGCGCCGCCGCCGACACACUCUUCUAAGCCCAACAAGCCGAGUCGCAAGGUCCUUCUUACCCCAGGACACUCUCCUCUUGACUGGGCUCGCAUCUCAGGACCUAAUGCCGAUCUUCGUGGAGUCGAGCCCUCAACACCGUAUCUGCGCGUCACUCCCUCUAUGCUGAAGCGCAUGACGGGUCGCAAGGGUAAGGAUGCCUGGAUGGCGCUCAACGGCAAGGUGUACAAUGUCACACCCUAUGCUGACUUUCACCCCGGUGGAGUUCCCGAGCUGAUGCGCGCUGCUGGGCGUGAUGGUACCAAACUCUUUGGUGAGGUUCAUCCUUGGGUUAACUACGAGACUAUGCUAUCUGCUUGUCUGGUGGGACUCCUUGUCGAGGAAUCCGAAGGUGCCCAGAGUCAGAUGGAUCAGAUGGAUUAG
Molecule: messenger RNA, 1143 nt
Organism: Fusarium coffeatum
Lineage: Eukaryota; Fungi; Ascomycota; Sordariomycetes; Hypocreales; Nectriaceae
Exons: 1
Coding region: 1-1143 (380 amino acids)
Source: RefSeq, a predicted model, not a curated record